This is a messenger RNA of Geodia barretti, 2631 nucleotides long. The record is from the annotation of a GenBank genome assembly. Lineage: Eukaryota; Metazoa; Porifera; Demospongiae; Tetractinellida; Geodiidae.
AAGGUCGCCACUCGCGAGGGAUACAUGGAAGAGAACGAGGGCUCCAGUACAAGUGAAGGGAGGACGAGAAAGGGGGUAUUUACCAUACCAUCUGUGUCUGAGAUAAAGAAAGCCAGUAAAGUCUCUGUCGUCACUUCGGCUCCAACUCUUUUCAAAACAGUAGCCGCCCAUACCACUGUUGUACCACCACCUACCACUACCACCACUGCUGAAGCUUUGCACGAACUAAACAGACCAAAGUCUGACCAACCGCUCAAUGUCACUGACAAUGAGCUAGCAAAUAUGAGGGACAGAGAUCAAAACGCUGGCUCAAUUCAGAGUCGGAAGAGAGCGAGAGAGGAUCCGGAACAUUCCGUAGGGGUUCCACCGAAAGUAGCUGCUGGUGCUGAUAAUGAGAGGGUUCUACCCCAACUUGGGAGCAAUCUACAAGGACCAUCAAUACUUCCUACUGUUGGUGGUAGUACUGCAAUGGGCAGUGACAGUAGAAAGUUGUUUAGUGGAGCAGCCAGUGAUGGUGCAGCCUCAGCUUCGACCUCCACAUCUCUAGCCUCAGUCCAUCAUCCCCAUGCCAUCAUAGCCAAUCCCGUCCAGAAGAAGAAUCCGGUGAUGAAGCACAUCCGGAACAUUCCGUGGGAACUGGGAAACAUUGUACCCGACUUUGUACUCGGUAGAACAACCUGCGCCAUGUUCCUAAGUGUUCGAUAUCACUCUCUGCAUCCCAACUACAUCCACACUCGUCUGAAGGAGCUGGGCAAACAGUAUCAGCUGAGGAUCCUCCUCGUUCUAGUGGACAUGAAAGAGUGUCAGAAGGUGCUUCAGGAUUUGGCAAAGAUUGCAGUUCUAGCUGACCUGACUCUCAUGCUGGCAUGGAGUUAUGAGGAGGCUGGGCGGUACCUGGAGACCUACAAAUCUUUUGAGAACAAGCCCCCAGACAUACUCAUGGAGAGGAUUGACAGUGACUUCUUCUCUAGAGCAACAGAGUGUCUGACAACGGUAAAGAAGGUGAACAAAACUGAUGCAGCCACUCUCCUCAGCAAUUUUAAGACUAUGGAGAAGGUAAUUACUGCCUCAAAAGAAGACCUGGUUCUCUGCCCUGGUCUGGGACCUCAGAAGGCUCACAGAUUGCAUUCCCUGUUCCACCAACCAUUCAAGACGAAAGAUCUGGACACAAAAUGACUAUAGAGUAUCUGCUAUUUUUAGUACAUAACAAACUUGAAGUGGGUGGGGUGUUCUAUUUAUAGCUUGCGCUGUAAAUGCAUGCGUGUGGGAGGAGCUGGUAUGAAUGUAUAGGGGGGUGUGUGCUCCACUUUAUUUAUGCGAGCUAGAGAUUGUCUGCCGCGGAGCAAGAAGCUGGAUUUUUCGCGAUCAAGUCACGGUCCAGAGCAUCAGUAAAGUCAUAAUGGGAAGCUGCAGCAAAUGCUGCAAGGUUUGCUGCUACAGCACUCCAUUUGGAACCAUCUCUGCACUGAGCGUGACUGUAGUAGGUCUGGUGGGCUUUCUCUCCUCCUCUAUAUACGGUGUAGUAAUGGUGGAUGCCAGUGAAGACUUGCAGAACCAUACAGUAAUACUAGCUCCACUGGUAGGAGGUGUGGCAGGCAGCACAAUCCUACCUCUACUCCUGGCAACUCUACUAGCCUACUGCUCCACUGGAUACGUCCGCGAUGAGCUCUACCAUCCACUUGUCAAGGCCUGCGUCGGGAGCUUCUGCAGCUCACUGGUUAGUCCCUCUGCUCCUGUCACAUAAUUGCUGUAGUUAUGCGGUACAUUGGGUGGGCACGAAUCGCUGCAUUUCGCAGUAACUUUAGCACAAAGUAUGGUGCAUAGAACAAAUUCCAACACAAAGGCAAGAAUGGUGUUCUCUCAUGUAGCACUUGCUUUUCAUCUGCAAGUCAUCCUUGUUUGUCCUCUCCACUCUGGCUAAUAGUGAAAAUAGUUCAGCAGUCGCACACUGUUUUUCCUGUUGGUUUAGCUCACGGUAUUACACUCGUAUUUACUGCAAUACUUUACACACGCUAUUAUUGAGACACUGAGAAAAUGUGUUUCCUUGGGUCAACACUUGUGUCUGCAGGUGAUUGUGUUGACGUUCUUCUACCUGGUUCUGUGGCUAUGUUUCACCGUCCUCUAUACUAUGAUCACGACGGUCUACGUGCAACUGAGUCUCGGCUGCAGGGAGUACGAUGACAGGAGGAACCUUGGAAAAACAUGCACUCGACUCUAUGAAGCCACUGAUGAUGUGUACAUUCAGUCGUGUGGAAAGAUGGACUCUAUAUGCUCUGAUGGUCAGAAGGUGGGACUCUCACUCUCCAUAUCACUCGCAUUUGCACUGCUGGUGGUGAUCGGUCUGGUAAGCCAUGCAGCAUUCAGCUGUUUUUGGUCAUUGUUUUUCCUGAAAAUUCAGUGCCUCAACUAUGGGAAAGAAUAGCUCUGGUUCUCAUAGUGCAGUCCGCCAACUUCAUUCGAGUCAGGGAGUGUGAGAAGAGGAGCUAUAGACCAAAGGGAGACUACUAGCUAGCCUGUGUGGAUUGAUUAUGUUCUCCCUUCUCAUACCCUGUGUAACCCACCAGUUCAAAACUUCACAAACACCUAUAUAUUCACUUAUGACUUGUGCUUCACUUGUCUUGCAUACGUACG